CGUGGUUACCGCAGGACCCGCGCCGGAGGUGACCAGCCUACGGCGCCCCCGGCGUCCUUGCCUACGUGGUUAGCGGUUUGGUUUGGUUUGGUUUGGUUUGGGCUGGGUUGGGUUGGGUUCUGCUUGUUUGGGCGUUAAGCUGAUAUACGUUUAAUUCACGUGUUUAUAACGGGAAAGUCUGUUUUUAGCACCCUUCACGCUCGUUCCGGCUCGGCUCCGAGGUUUGAGUUGACGCGCCAGCCGGUACGGCGCAGCGGGUGCGCUGCGGCGGAGAGGAGCAAGAACGAGAGCGUCGUUACGAGGAUGUGAUCGAAGGUCUUGGGGUGGAGUGGGGUGGGGUGGGGUGGUCGGUCCCCUUGCCGUGCCCAAAGCGGCCAGAAAGGAAAAUUCGGAACUACGACGACGACGACGACGGCGACGACGGCGUGAAGUGAAGGAGCUCAUGAUUGAUUCGAGAAGAGGAGCUUCGGCACCCACUCAUGCCCUCCCUUCUACACCCACCGCUUUCUUGGGCUGCGACUUGGCACAUUUAUCAUUCCCUCUUGGUCACAUUGAUUUGCGUUGUGUGCGAGGCCGUGAGCUCACUCUUGCGCGAGCGAGAGCGAGUGCGAGUGCGGGGGCCGUCGGAAGGUUAAGGCGGUCAGGAUGAUCUCUCCGGGUGAUGAUUUUUCCAUUGAUGGAUGAAGAAAGCUGGUUUUUGCCUCGACUUCAGGCUUCUCGUCAUGAACAAUCAUUACCUGCUCGAAUGAUUGGUUAUGUGAUGUAAACCUGUGAAAAGCGUAAGCUUGAAUAAUGAAAAGCAUGAGCCGCAGUUCCGACUUCGCACUUAUGUGGAAUGUGGGCGAUGUGAAACACAUACCGGAACCAGAACGAGAAUCAUGCUUCGUACGAGAUGAGAGCAAGGAAUUAAGCUCUUUGUUUGGGAUGGAGGGAGACUGGAGAGAACUUGAGCACAUGACACAAGACAGUGUUUACUCGACACCUAACUCACCACAGCAUUACUUGCGUCCUACCAUGAAUAAAAUUUCCACCUUUUUCUGAGAAUCCAUCUUAUCAACCUAUUGACAGAUAUUUUUGCCAGCAAUAAGUUAGUCUGUACCGAAAGGCUCAAAUUAUUUUCGCCCAAUGUUCCGAAGGUCUCAUAUUUUCUAUAUUGUAAACAGACCAGAAGAAAAACAUUUCAACAUUUCUGCACGAUAUCUAAAUCUUGAU
This is a messenger RNA of Marchantia polymorpha subsp. ruderalis, 1212 nucleotides long. Lineage: Eukaryota; Viridiplantae; Streptophyta; Marchantiopsida; Marchantiales; Marchantiaceae. The record is from the annotation of a GenBank genome assembly.